Molecule: messenger RNA, 829 nt
Organism: Dentiscutata heterogama
Lineage: Eukaryota; Fungi; Glomeromycota; Glomeromycetes; Diversisporales; Gigasporaceae
Source: the annotation of a GenBank genome assembly
AUGAAUGGUAAUAUUCGUGUCACUUUAGGUAUCGUAAAGGCUAUUUUAUCAUCUUGUCUCUCCGAACGUAAUUUUAGAAAGUGUAUAAUGGCAGAUACUCAAAUGCAAACCGACGUUCCGACACCAGAGGAUUCUCCUGACUCUUCAAAAAAAGUCUGGCCUGGUCGUUGGACUCAUAUUAAUAAAAUAUUGGAUAGGAGAGGUCCUUUUUGUGACAAGAGUUUCAGUCCUGGUCACGGUGAGGAUAUUUUACUUAAUCAAUGCAGAGUUCUUGUAAUCGGUGCUGGCGGUCUUGGAUGUGAGAUCUUGAAAAAUUUGGCAUUGUCUGGUUUUAAGGAUAUCGAAGUUAUUGACAUGGAUACCAUCGAUGUUUCGAAUUUGAACAGACAAUUCUUGUUCAGGCCGGCUGAUGUUGGAAGUCCUAAAGCUAAAGUUGCCGCAGAAUUUAUAAUGAAGCGAGUUGCAGGUGUAAAAGUUUCUUAUUAUCACGGAAAAAUCCAGGAUAAAGAUGAUGAUUAUUAUCUUGGCUUCCAUUUGAUCAUUUGUGGACUAGAUUCAGUGGAAGCGCGAAGAUGGAUUAAUGCUACGUUGGUGAAUAUUGCACAGGAUGAUCCCGAAAAAAUCCGUGUUUUGAUCGACGGUGGGACCGAGGGUUUUAAGGGUCAAGCACGUGUGAUCAUUCCGACGGUAACAUCCUGUUAUGAAUGUUCGUUAGAUAUGUUAAAUAAACAAACAGUAUUUCCAAUUUGCACCAUUGCAAAUACACCAAGGUUGCCCGAACAUUGUAUAGAAUGGGCGCCAGUUAUACAAUGGCCAAAAGAACGUGAAG